UCGCAUCAGAUCACCUCGCAUCAGUCACAAUGGCCCCUCGCACCCUCCAAAUCGCCUGUGCCGGACUUGGCCGCAUGGGCAAGCGCCACGCGCAGAACCUUCUGCACCGCUCGCCUCGCUCCACCCUGGUUGCCGCCUUCACCCCAGAUCCAGCUGAGGUCGAAUGGGCCGAGACCAAUCUGGUCCCGUACGGCGUGGCCAUCUACAGCGACUACGACGCCAUGCUCGCGCACUCGGGGCUGGAAGCCGUGCUCAUAUCCACCAUCACGACGGUGCACGCCGAACAGGCCAUCAAGGCCAUUGAGGCGGGCAAGCACGUCCUCUGCGAGAAGCCGCUUUCCACCGACGCGGCCAUCUGCCAAUCCGUCGUGGACAGCAGCCUCGCCCACCCGUCACUUAAAGUAAUGUGCGGAUUCUCACGGCGCUUCGACGACUCCUACCGCGACGCCUACGCUAAGACAGCAGCCGGCCUAAUCGGGACGCCAUCUAUCAUCCGGAGCCAGACGUGCGACAAAAUCGACCCGACAGGCAACUUUGUCAACUUCGCGGCCACCUCCGGCGGAAUCUUCGUGGACUGCUCCGUGCACGACAUCGACCUAAUCCUCUGGUUCUUCGGCAGCACGGGCACCAGCGCAGUCAAAUCCGUCGUCUCCAGCGGAACCGUGGCGCUGCACCCAGAGCUAAAACAAUACAACGACGCGGACAACGCGGUGGGAAUAAUCGAGUUCUACGACGGCCGGGUCGCGUAUCUGUACUGCUCGCGGAUGAUGGCGGCGGGGCAGGAGGAUACGACGGAGAUUAUCGGGACAAAGGGCAAGUUAGUGGUGAACGGGACGGCGCAGAAAAACCUGGUGGGGAUAUUCGAUGCCAGUGGGGCGAGGAGGGAGUUGCCCGCCCAUUACUAUGAGCGGUUUGAGCUGGCGUUUGUGCAUGAGGUGAAUGAGUUUGCGGCGGCGUGUUUGGAUGGGAGUGAUUUACCGAUGGGGAUUCAGGGGGCGGUGGAUGCGGUCAGGAUUGCGAAGGCGUUGCAGGACUCGUUGGUGAGUGGGGAGAAGGUUCGGUUUGAUGAGAGGGGGGGGAGGCUGUGA
This is a messenger RNA of Aspergillus heteromorphus CBS 117.55, 1088 nucleotides long. RefSeq names its product NAD binding Rossmann fold oxidoreductase. The record is from RefSeq and is a predicted model, not a curated record. Gene Ontology annotation, cellular component: cytoplasm. The transcript has 2 exons. NCBI's taxonomy places the organism in Eukaryota, Fungi, Ascomycota, Eurotiomycetes, Eurotiales, Aspergillaceae. The coding region runs from base 30 to 1088 and encodes 352 amino acids. Gene Ontology annotation, biological process: NADPH regeneration. Gene Ontology annotation, molecular function: oxidoreductase activity; nucleotide binding.